This is a messenger RNA of Aspergillus tanneri, 882 nucleotides long. Its product is annotated as putative mitotic spindle checkpoint protein (Mad2B). Gene Ontology annotation, cellular component: zeta DNA polymerase complex. The coding region runs from base 1 to 882 and encodes 293 amino acids. NCBI's taxonomy places the organism in Eukaryota, Fungi, Ascomycota, Eurotiomycetes, Eurotiales, Aspergillaceae. The record is from RefSeq and is a predicted model, not a curated record. The transcript has a single exon.
AUGCCAAUUGCCAGUGAGAGUACCACCGUCAACUCCGCUACCACCACCAUGACAACCUUUUCCGCUCCGGUCACCGCGCCCAAAUCGAUUCCCAACAACCAGUCCGCGUUGGCAGCAUCUUUCACCAAUUUCCUCACCGUUUCGAUACACCAGAUCCUGUUCCUUCGUUCAGUUUACCCACGAGCAACGUUCCUGCCCGUCCGAGCCUAUAAUUAUCCUGUUCGGCAAUCCCGUCACCCGAAGGUGUGUGACUACAUCAACGAUGCAUCAAUUGCAGUCGGGACGGAGAUUUUGAAAGGCACAAUCACCGCAGUCAGUAUCAUCAUUUCAUCUCUCCGCACAAACCAGCCCCUGGAGCGAUAUGCCUUUGACCUGUCGGGGUUUCCCCGUGUUCCCAGUGGAGAGGUCAAUACUACAUUUGAAGAUAGAAAGGAAGAUUCAUCCAAACCAGGUGUCCCUGUAUUGGAACGGGGUUCCGCUCCUCCAACAGUCGAUCUCGAAGCCCAAUUCCGCGCCUGUCUCGCUAGAUUGGCCUCUGCUUGUGCGCGAUUGACUCCUUUACCUCGGGACGAUGAGUUCAGUUUCACCGUCUGUAUCGAAGUUCGGGAGGAUGCUUUACCCCCCGCGGGAACUACAACAGAAGAGCAGACUUGGAUAGUGGCCGAACCAGACAAAGUUCAUCUAAGGUCAUGUACCGCCCCAUAUUCUGUUUCUAAACUAAGGAAUGGGGAGCCCCAACAGCCGCCCCCGAAAGCGUCGAACGGUCGAGCAAAAACAGUGCCUGUACGCCGUGUAGAAGCCGGAGAGCUUCGUCUAGAGCUAUGGGUGGAGGAAGCACGGCAGAAGUUUAACGAACCGGUGGAUUCCGAACAUCCGCCUUGA